Molecule: messenger RNA, 1620 nt
Organism: Anolis sagrei ordinatus
Lineage: Eukaryota; Metazoa; Chordata; Lepidosauria; Squamata; Anolidae
Source: RefSeq, a predicted model, not a curated record
GCGGCUUCCUGCUUCCCUUCCCUGCUCUCCCUCUUCCGGGUUUGGAAAGUGAAGUUUGGAGCUGCUUCAGUUCUGUUGUUUAUAGGCAAAUGAAGACUGGCUGACCCUGGAAACAAUGCCUGACGAUGAGGAGAAGGUUAACUUGCGUCGCCUUGAGCCAGCCAUCCAGAAGUUCAUUAAAGUCGCCAUUCCGACGGAUCUGGAGCGGUUACGAAAGCAUCAGAUAAACAUUGAAAAGUAUCAGAGGUGCGGACUAUGGGACAGGUUACACCAAGAACACAUCAACGCAGGCCGUACUGUCCAGCAAUUGCGAGCCAACAUCCGAGAGAUGGAGACGCUUUGUUUGCGGGUCCGGAAGGAAGACAUGCUGACUUUGCAGAGACUGAUCCACCCGGUGAAAGACCAGGCUUCUUCGGCCAUCAGGGAGUUCCUGCAGCUGCAUUCGGAGUCUGCCGAAGAGCUUAAGAAGCAGUUCAGAGAGGCAGACGGGUCACUUUCGGCUUCUUUAACUAGGUCCACCACCGUAGGAGCAGAAACGUUUUAUAACACUGGAGACGAAGGAAGUUCGGAGAAUUUGACCCAGAUGUUUUCCCCUCUUCCUGAAAUUCCCCAGGAUCAAAAUGCGGCAGAAUCGUGGGAGACGCUGGAAGAGGACCUGAUUGAACUCGGCAACUUGGUGACAGAUUUCUCCCUCCUGGUGAACGCUCAGCAGGAGAAAGUUGACCGGAUUGAAGACAACGUCAACGCUGCUGCUGCGAAUGUUGAAGAGGGGACCAAGAGUUUGUCUAAGGCUGCCAAGUACAAGCUGGCGGCGCUCCCGGUUGCGGGGGCCGUGCUGGGCGGCAUGGUGGGGGGCCCCAUCGGGCUCCUGGCCGGCUUCAAGAUCGCCGGUGUUGCUGCGGCCAUCGGCGGAGGCGUCCUGGGCUUCACGGGCGGGAAACUCAUCCAGAGGAAGAAGCGGAAGGUGAUCGAAGAGCUCUCCUCCAGUUGCCCGGACAUCCAGGGUCAGAGUGACCGGAAGAGCAGCUGAAGGAGGCCGGUUUCUCCUCUCCCUCUUCUCCAAAAUGGCCUGGAUUUGGAUUUGGCUUGGAUAUCUUCGAAUCGGAUCCGUCCUUGAGUCAUUCCUGAUCCGGAAGCGACAGCCAUGGCAGACUUCCUUGGAGAGAAAACCAGCCUUCUUUUCCUUUCCAGAAGGAUGGCAACAGAAAAGGAGAGGAAAGGCAAGCCUUGGAGGGGGUUUCUUCCCCCAAAUAUGCCUUUAUGCAGUAUAGGCGGACAUGGAGACUGUAUUUGAAGCAGAAAUUGCUGAGUGCCUUGACGACGUCCCUCUUCCUCAGAUGUUUUACUCAUUUGCACAUAGGUCACUUUGCGUUGUUUUUAAUGGGUUUGGACUUUGCAGCUCAUUUUCCCCCAUCUGGCUUAAGUGAGGAGGGCUUCUCUCCUUCUCCCCAAUAUUAUCAAGAUUUUAGUUUUUAAAACUUUCAUAAGUUUAUGGACCUCAAGCCAGGACUAUCCAUCUGUCUUCCAAAGCAGUUUAGCUUUGAGCAAAAUCAGAAUUGGGAGCCAAAGGGGAACGUUUGCGAGUCUGUAUUCAUAAGCUUCUCUUUCAAAUAUUGACAA